Messenger RNA from Ananas comosus (pineapple), 4364 nucleotides. RefSeq names its product probable phospholipid-transporting ATPase 4. Bases 510 to 4148 code for a protein of 1212 amino acids. The transcript has 10 exons. Gene Ontology annotation, molecular function: ATPase-coupled intramembrane lipid carrier activity; ATP hydrolysis activity; ATP binding. The record is from RefSeq and is a predicted model, not a curated record. Lineage: Eukaryota; Viridiplantae; Streptophyta; Magnoliopsida; Poales; Bromeliaceae. Gene Ontology annotation, biological process: phospholipid translocation. Gene Ontology annotation, cellular component: plasma membrane.
CCCUGCUCUCUGAUUCCGAGUCGUUCGGGCCUCCUCCUCCUCUUCACGCUCCUCGUGCGUUCUCUCUCUCUCUCUCUGUUUCUCUCUCUCUCCUUCGAGCUCCGUCUCCUUCGAUCCAUCCUCUUUUGCUUUUUCUCGUCGCGAUUUGUUUCUAUCUUCUUUAAUUUUUUAAAUAAAUCCUUGUUUUUUUCUUGUUGAAGUUUCGAUCUCUUGAUCGUUUCGAAGGUACAUUUCUCGCAAUUUUGCUCUUAAAUUUCCGAUUAAACGCCGAUUUCGAACGAUUUCUGGAGAUCCCGACACAAUGUGUGCCAUAGAUUUCUCGUCACAUUCGUGAUUUAGAUCGGCAAUCAAUCGAUCAUUUGAGAAAUUUCGUGUGAUUCCCCAAAUUUUUGCGAAUUUUAGAGCUUAGUUUUCCGAUCCAUUUAGAUGUAGAUGGAGGGGAACGCACCCUUCUCCCCCGAUCGGAUCUGAGCAAACCCUAACCCUAACCCUAACCCUAGAAUCGGGCAAUGGCGCGCGGCGCGCGGCGUCGGGAGCUCCUCCGAUGGAGCAAGCUCUACACGUUCUCCUGCCUCCGCCCCUGCGCUUCCCCCUCGGACUCCGACGCCGCCGCGCAAUCCCUCGGCGGCCCCGGAUUCUCCCGCGCCGUCCACUGCAACCAGCCCCGGAUCCACCGCAAGAAGCCCCUCCGCUACCCCUCCAACUACAUCUCCACCACCAAGUACAACAUCCUCACCUUCCUCCCCAAGGCCGUGUUCGAGCAGUUCCGCCGCGUCGCCAACCUCUACUUCCUCCUCGCCGCCAUCCUCUCCCUCACCCCGAUCGCCCCCUUCUCCUACGUCAGCAUGAUCGCGCCCCUCGCCUUCGUCGUCGGCCUCAGCAUGGCCAAGGAGGCGCUCGAGGAUUGGCGGCGCUUCGUGCAGGACAUGAAGGUUAACAGCCGGAAGGUCAGCUUCCACAAAGGGGACGGACAAUUCAGCUACAAGCAUUGGCAGAAGAUUCAGGUAGGGGACGUCGUUAAGGUCGAAAAGGAUCAGUUCUUCCCCGCCGAUUUGCUUCUGCUCUCGUCGAGCUACGAGGACGGCAUUUGUUACGUCGAGACCAUGAAUUUGGACGGCGAGACGAAUUUGAAGGUCAAGAGGGCUUUGGAGGUGACACUCCCGCUGGACGAAGACGGGACUUUUAGGGAAUUUAAGGCCAUUAUUCGGUGCGAGGAUCCGAAUCCUAGCUUGUACACCUUCGUCGGUAAUUUCGAAUAUGAGAGACAGGUCUAUGCUCUCGACCCGAGUCAGAUUCUUCUCAGGGAUUCAAAGCUUCGAAAUACUUCCUAUGUCUAUGGAGUGGUCGUUUUCACGGGUCAUGAUAGCAAAGUCAUGCAGAACGCGACCCAAUCGCCGUCCAAGAGGAGUAACAUUGAGAGGAAAAUGGACCGUAUCAUUUAUAUCCUGUUCACGCUGCUUGUGUUGAUAUCGCUGAUCAGCUCGAUCGGCUUUGCCGUGAACACCAAGUUCGGGAUGCCACACUGGUGGUAUUUGCGACCAGACGACACCUCAAACUUGUACGACCCGUCGAAGCCUGUUACUUCCGGCGUCUUCCAUCUCGUCACGGCACUCAUUCUUUAUGGGUAUUUGAUUCCGAUCUCACUCUAUGUUUCCAUCGAAGUUGUCAAGGUUUUACAAGCUAUGUUCAUCAACCAUGAUCUGCAUAUGUAUGAUGAGGAUACUGGAAAUCCCGCUGACGCACGGACCUCGAACUUAAACGAGGAGCUUGGCCAAGUCCAUACAAUUUUAUCGGAUAAAACGGGCACUUUGACCUGCAAUCAGAUGGACUUUUUGAAGUGUUCCAUAGCAGGAGUUUCAUAUGGCCGGCGUUCUAGUGAAGUCGAAAUAGCUGCCGCAAAGCAGAUGGCUUCAGAAGCCGGGGAAAUCGAUUUAGAAGACAGGAUUUCAUUUACAGUUGAUAUUGCAAAAAAGCCCGCAAUAAAAGGUUUCAGCUUUGAAGACGACCGACUCAUGCAAGGAAAUUGGAUAAAUGAUCCUAGUGCCGGUACUAUUCUUAUGUUUUUCAGGAUACUUGCUCUCUGUCACACAGCAAUUCCCGAAAUGAACGAGGAAACUGGCAGUUUUAGCUACGAAGCGGAAUCACCUGAUGAAGGGGCCUUCCUGGUUGCUGCAAGGGAAUUUGGUUUUGAGUUCUGUAAGAGGACUCAAUCAAGCGUCUUUGUUAGGGAGAGAUAUGCCUCUUCUCAGUACCCUGUCGAAAGGGAGUUCAAGGUUCUCAGUCUAUUGGAAUUCAGCAGCAAAAGGAAAAGGAUGUCCGUAAUUUUGCGGGACGAAGCUGGGCAAAUUCUUCUUCUUUGCAAAGGAGCGGACAGCAUCAUUUUCGAUCGACUAUCAAAGAAUGGAAGAAUGUACGAGGUUGACACUACUAAACAUCUAAGUGACUACGGGGAAGCAGGCUUGCGUACACUUGCACUGUCAUACAGAGUACUGGAGGAAACAGAGUAUUCUGCAUGGAACACCGAGUUUCUUAAAGCAAAAACUUCUAUCGGUCCUGACAGAGAAGCCCAACUUGAGCGAGUCUCUGAUUUGAUUGAAAGGGAACUGAUCCUUGUGGGUGCAACUGCUGUUGAAGAUAAACUACAAAAAGGAGUUCCUCAGUGUAUAGAUAAAUUAGCUCAAGCUGGUCUCAAAAUCUGGGUUCUGACUGGUGAUAAAAUGGAAACAGCAAUCAAUAUAGGAUUUGCAUGCAGCUUACUUAGGCAAGGCAUGAAACAGAUAUGUUUGUCCACAGUGAACGGUGACUUAAUCUCACAAGAUGCAAGAAAGGCUUUGCUUUUAUCUUUGACGAAUGAGCAGGAAGCAAAGGAGAAUCUUUUGCUGCAAAUAACUAAUGCUUCACAAAUGGUCAAGCUGGAAAAGGAUCCUCACGCAGCAUUUGCCUUGAUAAUCGAUGGCAAAACUUUGACGUAUGCCUUGGAGGAUGAUAUGAAGACCCACUUUUUGAACCUAGCAAUUGAUUGUGCUUCUGUCAUAUGCUGUCGGGUCUCUCCAAAGCAGAAAGCACUGGUCACUCGACUGGUUAAUGAAGGAACGGGCCAAACCACUUUAGCUAUAGGUGAUGGUGCAAAUGAUGUCGGCAUGAUUCAAGAAGCUGAUAUCGGUGUUGGUAUCAGCGGCGUGGAGGGAAUGCAGGCCGUGAUGGCUAGCGAUUUUUCUAUUUCCCAAUUUCGUUUUCUUGAGCGGCUGCUUCUUGUUCAUGGUCACUGGUGCUACAAGAGGAUUGCGCAGAUGAUAUGUUACUUUUUCUACAAGAAUAUUGCUUUCGGCCUCACGAUAUUCUACUUUGAGGCAUACACUGCGUUCUCCGGCCAGUCAGUAUAUGACGACUGGUACAUGAUCCUUUUCAAUGUCAUCCUCACCUCAUUGCCCGUGAUAUCGCUCGGAGUCUUUGAGCAAGACGUUCCUUCUGAAGUCUGCUUACAGUUCCCAGCCUUGUAUCAGCAAGGACCGAGAAACCUUUUCUUCGACUGGAAUAGGAUUUUUGGUUGGAUGGGCAAUGGUCUCUACUCAUCCUUAGUUAUCUUCUUCCUCAACAUCGGCAUCUUCUACAAUCAGGCCUUCCGCCCAGAAGGCCAGACCGCUGACAUGGCCGCCGUGGGGACCGCCAUGUUCACUUGCAUAAUCUGGGCCGUCAACGUCCAGAUCGCCCUCACGAUGAGCCACUUCACAUGGAUUCAGCACCUCUUUGUGUGGGGCAGCGUCACCACAUGGUACCUUUUCCUUCUAGCCUACGGAAUGACAUCGCCAUUGAUUUCCGGAAACAACUUCCAGAUUCUUCUAGAAGCCCUCGGAUCGGCCCCGAUAUACUGGUCUGUGACCCUUCUAGUUACUGUUGCUUGCAACCUCCCAUACUUGGCCCAUAUCUCCUAUCAGAGAGCAUGCAAUCCACUUGAUCACCAUGUUAUUCAGGAGAUUAAACAUUACAAAAAAGAUGUAGAGGAUCAGAUUAUGUGGAAACGGGAGAGUUCUAAGGCGAGGCAGGAGACUAAGAUUGGUUUCUCCGCGAGGGUCGAUGCUAAGAUCAGGCAGCUGAAGGGGAAACUGCAGAAGAAAGUCUCAUCCUUGAGCAUUCAAACAGCUACGUGAGACCUUCUUGUCGAUUUCUUUUGCUCAUUUCAUAGCUCAAGCUGACCUUUUAUUUUGUUUUUACACCUCGAUUUUUUUCAUUUUUUGCCGCGAAAGCAUAGGAUCCUUCUCAUGCAUUUUACGCAUUGAAAUUCCAGCCUUAUAUGCAAGCCUUGUACAAAACCAAUAAUAUAUUGCUCAUUCGAAGAUAUAUAUAUGGGAGUAGUUGAGAAUGUA